AUGCGUUUUCUAAGUAUUACUGGUAUUAUUCUGGUGGGCGCUUGUGGCUUAGUUGCCGGCUUUUAUAGUCAUCAUGGUGUUGCUGGUCAUGGUGGUUACGGUGGUCAUAGCAAAGAAGUUGGCUACUCGGUAGUUACAGAUCAUGGUCAUGGUGGUGGCCACGGUGCUGGUGGACAUCAUGGUGGUUAUGGCUGGGGUCAUGGUUCGGGUUAUUAUGGCGGACAUGGUGGUGGUCAUUCUCAGGCUAUUGUACACUAUGGUGGUCAUGGUGAUGGUCACUAUGGUGGUCAUUACGGUGGACUCUAUGGUGGUCAUGGUGAUGACAGCCACAGUUACUACGCUUAUCCCAAAUAUGACUUCAGUUAUGGCGUUAAGGAUACAAAAACUGGAGACAUUAAAAGUCAUUCAGAAUCACGAGAUGGUGGUCAUGUCAAGGGUAAGUUAUUGGCAUGCAUUUUUUUUUUAAAUUUUACAAAUCUUUAAAUGAAUUAAAUUUACAGGCAGCUAU
This is a messenger RNA of Lucilia cuprina (Australian sheep blowfly), 508 nucleotides long. RefSeq names its product glycine-rich cell wall structural protein 1.8-like. The record is from RefSeq and is a predicted model, not a curated record. The coding region runs from base 1 to 483 and encodes 160 amino acids. NCBI's taxonomy places the organism in Eukaryota, Metazoa, Arthropoda, Insecta, Diptera, Calliphoridae. The transcript has a single exon.